CUGUUAUAUUUUACAUUCAAAGAUGUUGUGGCAUUAAUACGUUGCUCUUUCUAUUGUAAUUAAUUGUUUAACAAUGUUUCUUUUAUUAUUUGACACUGGAUGAUAAUAGUCACACUGAUGCUUCGUGUUUUCAUUGUAAGUGUUCUGCUAAAACUAUGCUUAAACGACUAUGGCCUGGGGAAAGAAACCAUGAAGAUAUUGUUGUUAUUUACAUAUUAGUCGUGCGUUCUUAUUGACUUUUAUUCCUCAAAUUCCGAAUCAUCUUUUUACUGCGAUUAACCCUUUCGUGGCCAUAUUUCUUACAAAAUACACGCCAUGUGUUUUAAUUGGAUUUUGUUGUUUUAAUUAAUGAAGAUAUUUUUUCAUUAAGGUUUUAUUUUAUUAAAAAUAAAUAACUUCUCUUGUUGUAGGUGAGUAUUCGGGAAUGUUACAACAGAAUUAUUUUGCGUUCAAAUGUGGAUGUAAAUAAAUAAUUUACAAAGCUGACCGGUCGGUCGGUCGUACAGGUUGUCUUGUAACUUUAUAUAUCAAACUACUGAGGAUUCCUGUUGCGAAUGGAAGAUAUAAAUCGAAGACUUGCAAGAGACAUCAUGAAAUGUACAACGAAAUUAUGAAGUAAUUAUUGCAUUUAAUAAUCUGACACUUUACCAGAUUAGAUGAGCCACGGUGGCUUACAGUCGGAAUGGAAGUUAUUUUAUUUUGUAAAUAUUAUAACCAUUCAUGGAAACAACUGAUUCGCUGACGACAAAGUUAAAUUGGAUGAAUUUACACCAACUAAAUAUGGAGGGACGCUUUGCCUAAAAGAUUUGUUUCAAGAUAUAAUCUAUAUAUGAAGAACAUCAGAGGUUAGAUUUCUGAUAAGCAUGCAGUAAAGGCAUGCUUUUAAAAAUAUACUCUUUUAUAGAAACACAAACAGCCAAGUGAGGAGAAAUACUCAGAAUGAUGAGGUAAAGACUGUUUUUGGUUCAGGCUAUAACAUAUAUAAAAAAAUGAAAUUUAACAAAGAAAUUGGUUUUUCAAAUGACCGAAAUAACUGUGAAAUUAUUUCAAGUGAUGACGAAAAUGCUCCCAAGGAUGAGAUACGAUUCCAAUGUAAACUAUGUGGGAAAUAUUUCUCGACAAAUUUGGCUUUAUCUGUACACAUUGAGAUACACACAAAAAGGACACCAUUAAUGGAACACAUGAAAAUUGGGAUUGAGGAAGGAACUUCAAAGUGUGAAGAUUGUGGUAAAUCUUUGUCUGGCUGUGAUUGCCAAUCUAAGAAUAAUGAAAUACCUGGCCAGAUUUAUUGCUGCGAAGUAUGUGGAGAAUACUUUGAAACUGAUUUACGCUUGAUAGAACACAGUCGCUCACAUGUUGGUAAAGGAUACCACCACUGUUUAGACUGUGGGAAAUUCUUCUUAGCCAAAAAAUCAUUAAUGAAACACAUUCGUGUACACUUUGGUGAAGAACCUUACUGCUGUGAAAUUUGUGGUAAAACUUUUGCACAGUACGGUACCUUAACUCAGCAUAAAGUGUUGCACAACAACAGCGAGAAAGAAUAUGUGUGUAAAAUUUGUAGUAAAUCAUUCUCUGAAAGUUGUAAACUGUUGGAGCAUGGUAGAGUACACACAGGGGAAAAUGCCUAUGAGUGUAUAAUUUGUAGCCAAACAUUUAAUAAAAUGAGUAUUCUUGUGAAGCACAAGAAAACACACAUGGGCCACAGACCCUUCAGCUGUGAUGUGUGCGAUAAGUCAUUUUUGAAAAAGAAUCACUUAACAAGGCACCAAAGUUUACAUUCAAGGAAUACCUACAGCUGUUCCCUCUGUAAGAGAUCAUUUACUCGAAGAAAAUUCUUAACCAAUCAUAAAAGGCGAGUUCACUGAUGGUUUCUAUGGCUUUCCUUUACCUGAUCAUUCACCAAAAAAUGGUAUAGAUCAGUGGUUAUUUCAUUGGUUGCCUUUCAUAAUUUGGAUCUGCUUGAAACCACAAGUUGUCAGGUUUAUCUACACACAGUAAAAUGUUUUUUUUUUGUUUUUUUUUUUUUCAUUUUAUGAAGUGUGUAAUAAUUUUUUUUCCUUUUUCAGUAACUGUAUUACUUUUUCUUAUUAGUUCGGUUAUACAGCUUUAAAGACUUGUUGAAAGUUUUCCUGGAAAGAAAAAAAAAAAAAAAUGAAAAAUGCAUCACAAAGGUCGAGUUAGAACAAACUCAUUUUUAACACAGUCUGGGGUGUGCGUCUUUCUGAGAACUUAUUUGACCACAUACCACUGAGGAACCAUGUAACUGUAGAAGGAGUCACUUUUUGAUUAUGGAAGAAAAAGACAUUUUAGAUAUAUAUAUGGGAAUUUCUAUCGUUAAUUCUGUGUUCAAAGACUGAAAUAUCACAAUAUAUUAUACCUACACAACAAGACAUUUUAAAGUUUAUGAAUUAGACAAUCAAGUUCUUGUUUGGGGACAGAAAAAAGUACUUUUUUUCUUGUUUUGUUUUGUUUUUGCUCUAAUGUUUGUAAAUGCAUUAUACUUCAGUUGGUUUGAUUAAUAAUCUUUAUGAAGGAUUGUCAUGAUUUUAAUGUUCAUGAUGCCAUGCUUGCAUUGCAUGCAUAGGACAAUUUGUUGAUGUAGAUUUUCUAUGGCCAGAUGCUUUUCCUGUUGCUAACCCUCAUUUGUUUCCAAGCAAGCUAAUAUUUCCCUAUGAUUGGACAUGCUUCCCUGGGAGACUGCUUGAAUGAGAGUAUUGCUCAUUUAUAACCAUUGCGUGAUGCCAAGACAAUGACACACACACACACGACAGUGUUCUUUCGGUUUCUGCUUAUCAAAUCCACUCACAGGGCUUUGGUUGGUCCAUGGGAAGACACUUACCCUACGUGCCACACAUUGGGAUGGAACCCAAAACCAAGUGGCUUUGAAUCAAACUUCUUAACCACACACCCAUGCCUGUAUUUCUUAUUCUUUUACCUAAGUGUAACAUUCUUAUAGAUGUGUUUGUGUGUCAGUUUCCUGGUGAAUACAAAUGUUAUUAGCCUUAGAAACAAAGAUAUUUUGUUUCAAUCUAGUCUGGUAUAAUGUACACAUCAAGGUAUAAGACACCUGGUGAUGAUCAGAGAUCAGAUCGAUUGAAACAUACAAUAGAUGUAAAAGCAAACAAUGUUUCCUCUCUGGUAACGAGGCUAAUGACUAACUGAGACAAGUAAUUACUGCACUUUUAUGUUGAUGUCUCUAUUUCUAUCCUUGAUAUAAUAAAAAUGUUUGGUUCCUCUGGACCAUGAAAUAUAUCUAAUCAAAAAAAAUGAACCCACUGCUAAAUGAUUGAGAGUAGGUCUGGAUACAGUUGGUUAGCAAGAUUGUAAUAUCUUGUCAUGCUCUUAGCAUUCUACAAUGCUUACUAAAGCUUUUUUUUCUUAACCAUGCGAUCCACUUUUAUUCUUGUCUAUUCAAGGUUGACCUCACUCAGUUUUCAUAUAAUCAGAUAAACCUGCUCCAACUCAACCAAGAGUUGUAGGAUCUAACAUCUAUCCUAUCCAAGUUUAGUUCACCUAUCAAAGCAUGCUACAGCUUUUGCGACCAGAGGUAAGCACUAAAUGCUAAGUAGAGGCCAAAAAUGGAGAAAAUUACAAGUUCUUCUAAUGUUAAAAACUCUGGCUAUAGUAUUGAACAAAUGUAAAAAUGUAAUAUCACCUCUUACAAUGUAGCCAGUAGUUAAAAAGCUAAGAGAUGGUUGUAUUGUUGCUAGCCGUAUGAUCCUCAUCUAUGCAAACAGGGAAAGCAACAUAGACAGACCUUCCACAUGACAACCAUCUGCUCAGAAUGACAUGAAAUUUUGCUAAUGCUGUUUAUAUGUAAUAUGGAACCAUGAUGGAGAAUGGUAGAGUCAGUGAAGUGAAGAACACAACAAUACCUUGCAUUAUUUAGUUAUGUUCAUUUACAUACCAAAGCCAACUUUGUGUUUUCAUCUUUCCACUGUUAAAAUGAGCAGCAACUCAUUACUGAGGUCAAACAUCUCCCCUCAGAGUUUGAAACCUUUGAAUAUAUGGUAGAAAUCAGUAUUUGUAUUGGAACACAACUAUAUCAGUUGACUGCAGACAACCAUUUCUUCAUACAUUCUAAUCCAAUAUGACAAACAAUUCCACCAAUUCUUGUUUUACACUUAAAAUAACAGAAAAUCAUAGCAAAAAGGUAUGUUUUAUGAUUGUGACACAUCUUUGAAUGUACUAUUAAAGCUUCAACAAUACUCAGUAUAUCUUCUACUUUGAUUGAGAAAGCUCUUGUUAACUAUGUACUUAUUGAGGAAAUUGUUAAUAUAAUGUUAGAAAUCAAUCAUCCUCUGUUGAUCCAUAGGAUAAUGGCCGUGUCAUCACUUGGUGUUUGUACGUGAAUUGGAUUUAAGUGCAGGAACUUUGUGCAUCAUCGAACUCUCAUUCAAGUUGCAGUUUAGAGACAUUGUAGUAAAUCUGGAUACAGUGGGUUAGCAAGAUUUUUGUAAUAUCUUGUCAUGCUCUUAGUGCUCUACAAUGCUUACUGAAGCUUUUUCUGUUUUUUUAACCCAUGAAACCCACUGUUCUCGUAUGCUUGACUUACCUCAGUCUCCACAUGCUCAGAUAGACCUACUUGAACUCAACCAAGAGUCAUGCGAUUCAACAGCUACCCUCGCCAAGUUCAGUUCACUCAUCAAAACGUGUUACAGGUUCUGGGACCAGAGGUAAACACUAAAUGCUAAGUGGAAGCCAAAUGUGGAGAAAAAUACAAGCUCUUGCAAUCAUCAUCAUCGUUUAAUGUCCGUUCUCCAUGCUAGCAUGGGUUGGAUGGUUCAACCAGGGAUCUGGGAAGCCAGAAGGCUGCACCAGGCUCCGGUCUUAUCUGGCAAUGUUUCUGGAUAUAGUAUUGAAGAAAUGUAACAUUAUCAUCUCCUACAAUGUAGCCAGUGGUUAAAAAGUUAAGAGAUGGUUAUAUUAUUGCUAGCCAUAUAAACAAUUCUUCAUCUAUGCAAACAAGGAAAGCAACAUAGACAGCCCUUCAUCCCUCCUUAAUUUUAACCUUCCACAUGAUGAUCAUAACUGAAUCAUUUCCCUGAGAAUUCUAAAUCAUUCAACCAAUUCCUGUUCAUGGUAUUGUAGUAUAAAUGACUGAAUAUUAAUUCCAUGGAGACUUGUACAUUUUACAUAAUCAUCCGUAUGAGAUAGCUAGCUGUUUGAAUUACCAAUACAAUACCUCAAAUGGACUGCGGCACAUUUUCCAUGUACCCAAUUUUACUCGUUCUUGGGUCAAUUCAAUUCUUCUAUGGGUACAAAAAAAUGCUUGCCUAAUUUUCUGUGCAGUGAGAUCAAACAAAGAACCACACAGCAAGUGUCCAAACAAAUACACAUAAACUGACUUCAAUACAUCCUCUUGCAGGUACAUGAUAAUUUAGUCUCCUUUAACAGUACCAAUGUGUGCCAUGUUCUAAAAGAAAAAAAAAACUGAUAUUCGGUUAUAUCCUGUUACAUCUGUAAAUAAAGUUCUAAGUUAUAUU
This is a messenger RNA of Octopus sinensis (East Asian common octopus), 5486 nucleotides long. Its product is annotated as zinc finger protein 2-like. The transcript has 2 exons. The record is from RefSeq and is a predicted model, not a curated record. Bases 990 to 1865 code for a protein of 291 amino acids. NCBI's taxonomy places the organism in Eukaryota, Metazoa, Mollusca, Cephalopoda, Octopoda, Octopodidae.